Messenger RNA from Schistosoma turkestanicum, 492 nucleotides. The record is from the annotation of a GenBank genome assembly. NCBI's taxonomy places the organism in Eukaryota, Metazoa, Platyhelminthes, Trematoda, Strigeidida, Schistosomatidae.
AUGAAAUUGACAGAUGUCCUUCACAUUAGAAAAAUUGUUCCUUUUAUGCCGUGUGACCGAUGGUUCCGGAAAGACAAUAUGAUGAAAUUCGCCUUCCUUUUCCAAGGUCGUACAGCUCGAUGUCCCAAGCUAGGCACCAACCGCGUUAUCAAGGCUUUCCAGCUCAUGAAAGACUUAAGAAAGGUUCGGAAAUCGGAAAUGAAAUCCUUAUGGACGGAGCGACUGAAAAUAGCCAGUGAACAGUGUGGUCUCCCCAGUGCUCAUGCAUUGUGUGAAGGCUUAGCCCAAUCAAAUAUCGCUCUUAAUAAAAACAUACUACAAAUUUUGUCUAUUUAUGAGCCUCGAACUUUCUCAGCUUUGGUGGACUUAUCCAAACAAUACCACAUUGAAAAAGGUGUAUCUAUUUCCAAUAUGUCUUCACCUCAAACUGUUAUUACCGGAGGGUUGCUGACUUCGCCUGUUGUUCCGGGAAAUAGAAAGUUGUAUGAGUAA